Molecule: messenger RNA, 571 nt
Organism: Cynara cardunculus var. scolymus (artichoke)
Lineage: Eukaryota; Viridiplantae; Streptophyta; Magnoliopsida; Asterales; Asteraceae
Exons: 2
Coding region: 41-415 (124 amino acids)
Source: RefSeq, a predicted model, not a curated record
CAAAUUCUCCGGCUGCUGGUUCUCAUCAGACUUCUCCGGAAUGGGCCGUCGCCAUCUUCUCUACCUUCUCUACACCUCUUCCGUAAGGCCGCCGGCCUCCACUCCUUACUUCAUCUCGCCUCCGCCCUUUCUUCUUCGUAAGGGAUACAGCCAAGAAAGUAGUAGCAAAGGAAAGCAUGACGACGAGACAAUAAAUCAUGAGAGAGCACCGUCGACGUUAGAGGAGUUCAAAAGGCUGGAGGAAGACAAGGCAAAUCAAGGAGUUGCAAGUCAGACGGUGGAGAAGGCGGAAGAUGGUGCCAUUGAAGCAACCAUCGGCGACCGCAACUUCGAGUCCGUCAAGGAAAGUUUCAAGGAGAAUGUCGUGAGGGAGAAUGUCGGUGUCGGUGAUUUCCGUAGGACCGGAGAAGAAUGAAUGAUGGCGUCUUUAUUUAGCAGCUAGAGAAAGAUGGAGAACAACACUUCUUUCAUGUACAAAAGUUGAGACAAUGUAUAUGGUUUUGUCGUGGUUUCCGUACCAAAGUUCUGGGCUUGGGAAAAUAUAAUAACCAUGUCUCGUGCGUUACUUUUU